CUCUUGUAAGUCCCUAUGAUUGCAAUAGAAGAUCAUAAGUUUACAAUCGGUUUCAUGUUCUCGUCCACACAGGAGAGAGACAUGACUAUCCUGGAUCCUCUGGGGAGCCUCAACAAUAUCCUGAUGCUGACGAGGCAGAGAAGAGUCUCUCCAGAUCAGAACACCAGAUGGACAACGCUAGCCCCUCCUCCCUCCCGGAGUCCCCGUGUCGAGCCUCUCCCGGUAGCAACUUACUGCUGGGUAUGAAGAGGUUGUCUGUGCUGCUGGUGGACUGCAGGAAAACAACGGGGCUGAGUGGAACUGUGAGAGAAGGAGAAGAGAAGAAAGGAUCAGAUUUGACUCACCGAAGAGGAAAACCAAACUUGGACGAACCAAAGACGUCCAAACCAGCAAGUCAACACCUCUGCUCCCAGAUUGGAAAGAGUUUUACCAAGUCAGGAAGCCUGAAAAUACAUGAGGGAAUACACACAGGGCAGAAGCCCUUCCUUUGCUCCCAGUGUGGGAAGAGUUUUAAGCGGUUAGACACCCUCAAAGCUCAUGAGCGUAUACACACAGUGGAGAAGCCUUUCCAUUGCUCCCAAUGUGGGAAGAGUUUUAAGCGGUUACUCACCCUCAAAGCUCAUGAGCGUAUACACACAGGGGAGAAGCCUUUCCAUUGCUCCCAGUGUGGGAAGAGUUUUAAGCGGUUAGACACUCUCAAAGCUCAUGAGCGUAUACACACAGGGGAGAAACCUUACAAAUGCGCAGACUGUGGGAAGAUGUAUUACUCAUCACACUCACUUAAAAGUCACGUGAGAAUUCACACAGGGGAGAAGCCUUACCUCUGCUCCCUAUGUGGAAAGAGUUUUAGUCACUUUGGAAACAUGAAAUCUCAUGAGCGAAUACACACAGGGGAGAAGCGUUACCACUGCUCCCAGUGUGGAAAGAGUUUUAACUAUUCAGGAAACCUAAAAGAGCACACGAGACUGCACACAGGGGAGAAGCCUUACAAAUGCUCAGACUGUGGGAAGACCUAUUACUCUUCACAGUCACUUAAAAUUCAUGUGAGAAUCCACACAGGGGAGAAGCCUUACCACUGCCCCCAGUGUGGAAAUAGUUUUAGUCACUUAGGAACCCUGAAAGUUCAUCAGCGACUACACACAGGGGAGAAGCCUUACCACUGCUCCCAGUGUGGAAAGAGUUUUGGCCAAGUAGGAACCCUGAAAGCUCAUGAGCGAAUACACACAGGAGAGAAGCCUUACCACUGCUCCCAGUGUGGAAAGCGUUUUAACCAUUCGGGAAAGCUGAAAAAACAUGUGAGAAUUCACACAGGAGAGAAUAAUUACUUCUCCUUGACUUCUUAAAAUGCAUCAGAGAACAUACACAGUGCUCCCAUUGUCUUUAAUUGUUGACUGAGAAUGUAUUUUCUUGUUUAUACCAUAUGAAUUUAAAUUGUACAAUGCAAAUAUAUUUAUGUGUUUUUGUUAGAAAACAUGAAUUGAAUAUGGAGUACAGUGGUUCAUCCUUUAAAAGUUGCAGCGUACUGCAGCACAGCUUGCAUGGUGCCACAGAAUUCUAUGGCAUGUUAUUUACGUGUCACCCACUGUCACCAAUAAUGCUAGUAAGUGCUAGUUUGACCACCAGAGGGCAUCUUUGAGAAGCAUUUGAUUGCCUUCAAUAGUGGCUGUACUAGAGCAUUUAAAACUUGUUUUUGUAAGAACAAUGUAAAUGGGACUGAUAUCAAGAAAUGUUUCUUUAUUAAUUUGAUUAACCUGAACCCAGUUUCGCUAGCGGAACCCCUCGCCAACAGCCAAUGAAAUUUCAGCCAAAUAAAAAUCAACAGAAAUCUCAUAAAUAAAAUUUCUCAAACAUACAAGUGUUAGGCAUCAUUUUAAAGAUAUAAUUCUCGUUAAUCCAGCCACAGUGUCUGAUUUCAAAA
Oncorhynchus mykiss (rainbow trout) is the source of this 1918-nucleotide messenger RNA. Lineage: Eukaryota; Metazoa; Chordata; Actinopteri; Salmoniformes; Salmonidae. The record is from RefSeq and is a predicted model, not a curated record.